AUGCUGACAUUUUUGGUGUUGGGGUUACUGCUUCUCCCUCAAGCAGUAAGCAGGAUAUCUGCUGUUAAAUGCACAACGAGUGAGCCUAUUCCUAUUCUUCACAAGUAUUUUCAGUCAGGGGAGCUCACUAUUGCUGGCAUAAUUUCUCAGAUCUACAUCCUUUAUGAUCCAAUCAAAUUUGAAAGACAUCCCUAUCAGGAGCUGAUUGAUGAUUUCAUGCUACUGACACAGAACUACCAGCACAUUUUGGCCUUGGUAUUUGCAGUGAAGGAAAUCAAUGACAACCCCCAAAUCUUACCCAACAUCACUCUCGGCUUUGACAUCUAUAAUCAUUACUUUAAUCCACAAUUCACAAGUCAGGCAGCAUUAAAAGUUCUCUCCACACACGACAAAUUCAUCCCUAACUACAAAUGUGAUGUCGAGAACAAUCUGGUAACUGUCAUUGGGGGACCCAAUUCCAACAUCAUUGGACAUAUUGCAACCAUACUGGGCAUCUACAAGUUUCCACAACUGAUAUAUGCCUCUGCUUCAGAGACAAAUAACAAUGCUGAGGAUGCUUUCUUCCACUGGAUGUUCCCAAAUGGGGCCCAUCAGUAUAGGGGGAUCCUCCAGUUAUUGUUGCAUUUCAGGUGGACAUGGAUUGGAGUCCUUUACCUUGAUGUGGACAGUUCAAAGAUAUUUGUACAGAAGGUGCUUUCCACGUUUGUCGAUAAUGGUAUUUGCUUUGACUUCAUCAAAACCAUACCAGAUAUAGGAUUUUCUAAUCAACUAUCUGAAAUGGCAGAGAAGGCAUGUGAAAUUAUAAAUAUUACCAUGGAAAGCACAGUCAAUGCAGUGAUCUUCCAUGGCGACUUUCAGGCAAUGUUAAGCUUAAGAAUCUUGCUCAGGUUCUCACAAUUUGAGGAUGUACCAGUGAAGAUGAAGGUCUGGAUUAUGACAGCAGAUGUGGAUUUCACAUCAAUUCCUAUUCAAAGAAGCUGGGACAUUCAUUUCAUCCAUGGAUCUGUAUCCCUUGCAAUCUCCUCAAAGGAGGUGGCGGGAUUCCAGGAAUUUCUGCAAAUGAGGAACCCAACAUUGGAAAAAGAGGAUGGUUUCCUGUGGGACUUCUGGCAAAAGGUAUUUGAUUGCUCGCUCCCCAGCUCUGAUGAAGACAAGAGGGAUGGAAAUAAUUGUACUGGGGAAGAGAAACUGGAGUCUCUUCCUGGAUCUGUUUUUGAAAUGAGCAUGACUGCCCACAGCUACAGCGUCUACAAUGCCAUCUAUGCUGUGGCACAUGCUUUGCAUGCCAUGUAUUCUUCCAUAUCAAAGCACAGGACAGUGAUGAAUGGAGAUAGAUGGAAGGACCAGAAUAAGAAUUCAUGGCAGACAAACCCUCUUUCAGUAUGUAAUGACAAUUGCCUUCCUGGCUAUCACAAGACAAAGAAGGAAGGAAAACCAUUUUGCUGUUAUGAUUGUCAUCCCUGUCCAGAGGGGAAGUUUGCAAACCAGAAGGAUAUGGAUAGCUGUUUUCAGUGUCCAGAGAGCCAUUAUCCAAAUAUUAACAGGGAUUUCUGCCUCCACAAAGCUAUAACCUUCUUGUCUUAUGAAGAACCUUUGGGAAUAGGUUUGGCCAUUGCUGCCCUCUCCCUUUCUCUCAUUACAGCUCUGGUGCUGGGAACCUUUAUGAAACACCACAAGACGCCCAUUGUCAAAGCCAAUAACCAGAGCCUUUCCUACACUCUCCUCGUCUCCCUCCUGCUUUCUUUCCUUUGUGCUUUUUUAUUCAUUGGUCGACCCAAUGCAGUGACAUGCCUCCUUCGACAAACUGCUUUUGGCAUCAUCUUCUCGGUGGCUGUUUCUUGCAUGUUGGCCAAAACCAUCACCGUGAUUCUAGCUUUCAUGGCCACCAAGCCAGGAUCCAAAAUGAGGAAAUGGAUGGGGAGGAAAGUGUCUGCCUCUAUUGUCCUUUCUUGCUCCCUUAUUCAAGUCACUCUUUGCACUGGCUGGCUGGCAUCUUCUCCACCGUUCCCAGAAUUGGACAUGCAUUCAGCUGUUAGUGAGAUCAUUGUGCAAUGCAAUGAAGGGUCAGGUGUAAUGUUUUAUUGUGUAUUGGGCUUCAUGGGUUUCUUGGCUACUGUCAGUUUCACUGUGGCUUUCCUAGCCAGGAGCUUACCAGACACUUUCCAGGAAACUAAGUCAAUCACCUUCAGCAUGCUAUUGUUUUGCAGUGUUUGGUUAUGCUUCUUUCCCACAUACUUGAGCACCAAAGGCAAAUACAUGGUGGCUGUUGAGAUCUUCUCCAUCUUGGCUUCUGGAUCAGGAUUACUGGGUUGUGUCUUUUUCCCCAAGUGCUACAUCAUUUUGCUGAGGUCUGAUUUGAACAAAAAGGCACAUCUAAUAAAAAGAAUGUGUUAA
Messenger RNA from Lacerta agilis (Sand lizard), 2394 nucleotides. Its product is annotated as extracellular calcium-sensing receptor-like. Gene Ontology annotation, cellular component: membrane. The record is from RefSeq and is a predicted model, not a curated record. Gene Ontology annotation, biological process: G protein-coupled receptor signaling pathway. Bases 1 to 2394 code for a protein of 797 amino acids. The transcript has 5 exons. Lineage: Eukaryota; Metazoa; Chordata; Lepidosauria; Squamata; Lacertidae. Gene Ontology annotation, molecular function: G protein-coupled receptor activity.